Pseudozyma hubeiensis SY62 is the source of this 552-nucleotide messenger RNA. RefSeq lists its product as hypothetical. The transcript is spliced from 4 exons. Lineage: Eukaryota; Fungi; Basidiomycota; Ustilaginomycetes; Ustilaginales; Ustilaginaceae. The record is from RefSeq and is a predicted model, not a curated record. The coding region runs from base 1 to 552 and encodes 183 amino acids. Gene Ontology annotation, molecular function: carbon-sulfur lyase activity.
AUGCCAAGUCAAAACGCCAACAAGCGCGGCAAUGGCGCAGACAAGAGCAACGGCGGUGCACAGCAGAGCAGCCAGGGUCACCAGAUCAUCGAACCUCCCAACAUCGAAUUUGAAUACCACGGAGACCCCAUCGACGCCAAGCACUGUCACUGCACGCAGUGCCAACGUCUGCACGGUGCCCCUUUCCAAUGGGCUGCGCUCUUCCACAAGACAUCGGUCCGACUCGCAAAGCACUGCGAUCCACUCAACUUGGACUUCUUUAGCACUCAGGAGGGUCACAGCGAGCACAGCGUUCCGUGCAAGAUCAGCUGCAGGAACUGUCGAAGUCCCAUGGCCUAUCCUUCCUCCUUUGUGUUCAAGGACCACGUCGUCCCCCCGGCAUUCGCCCCAACCGCGCACAUUUUCUACGGUGAACGUGUGAUGGAUCUCGACGACGACAUUCCCAAGUGGGCAGGUCACAAGAACUCGUCGGAGCAGCUUCCACAUGCACCCAAGGACAGCACGGAUCGUACCAUGGGCAAAGGUAAACGACACAAGGUCGAGCGAGAGUAG